This is a messenger RNA of Populus nigra (black poplar), 2073 nucleotides long. RefSeq names its product probable hexosyltransferase MUCI70. The record is from RefSeq and is a predicted model, not a curated record. NCBI's taxonomy places the organism in Eukaryota, Viridiplantae, Streptophyta, Magnoliopsida, Malpighiales, Salicaceae. The coding region runs from base 471 to 1775 and encodes 434 amino acids. The transcript has 7 exons.
AAAAAAAAAGGGAAUAAGACGAAACCUUUACGUUAAUACGUGCUAAAUAAUUGGUACAUAGAUUAAUUUCACCGCGCUUCGUUCUUUUCUUAUACUUCCCAGAUCUGCCAGUCAUUGUAAUUUACCUGCAAUCUUUUUUAUUAAUUUCAAGAUUUUUAUCAAGUUUUUGGAACUCAUUUUCUUGAAGAAAGAGGGAUCAAUUCAGUGAAUAUUAAUAAUAAUCUUAUGGAGAGUGAUGGGCAACGGUCCGUUUCUUUACGGUUGAACCGGAGAGGUGGAGACUACCGUAGCAACAACGAUAAUAAUCAAACACCAUCAAAUAAUUCUAAAGUCCAGUCUGAUGGUGGUGUUAUGGUGAAACAGAUGGUGGAGGUUUUUUUAGUGCUGGGAAGUUGCCAAGUGAUUAUCCUGUGAAGAUAAUUUGGAAGAGAGGAUUUGUUCGCUUGGUUCUUGUUGCCGGCAUUCUUUGGAUGUUACUCAUUCUUGCUGUCUUAUCAUUUCAUGUUUGGUCUUGUCAGUCUUCUUCUGUAUUCUUUUCAGUUAUCUGUAAUAAAGAAAGCAAGGUAUACAACUUUUUAAACACGUGGGGAUUUGUGCCGCAGCAACAUCGUUGUCCGAUCCCUGUCAUCGGUAACCCUGAAAGAAUAGUUAUUCCGGAGGGAAGAACUCAUGACCAAAUUGUUAAAAACAUUUCCUAUGUUAUGGAGGAUGAGGAUGGGUCUCAGUCAUCCCCAUUAUUUGGAGGACGUCAAAGCUGGAAACAAAGAGAGAAGAGUUUUAAUUUAAGUUCUUCCAUGAAGGUGCAUUGUGGAUUUAUGCAUAAUGGUGGUGCAGACAUGGAUCUUGUAGAUAUUGAAUAUGUCAAGAACUGUAGGUUUGUGGUUGCAUCUGGAAUUUUCGAUGGAUAUGAUGUACCUCACCAGCCUUCAAAUAUAAGCGAACGUUCUAGGAAACUCUUUUGUUUUCUCAUGGUGGUGGAUGAGAUCUCUCUUGAUUUCAUAAAGGAAAACGUUACUGUCAGGGAGGACCAUAACAGGGGACGAUGGGUUGGUAUUUGGCGUCUUAUUCUGCUGAAGCAUUCACCUUAUGACGAGCCUAGGAGGAAUGGGAAAGUUCCCAAGAUUUUAACCCACAGAUUAUUUCCUCAAGCACAGUACAGCAUCUGGAUUGAUGGUAAAAUGGAGCUGCUUGUUGAUCCAUUACAAAUUCUAGAAAGAUACUUAUGGCGUGGGAAGAAUACGUUUGCCAUUGCUCAGCACAAACAUCAUCGAAGCAUAUAUGAUGAGGCUGAUGCAAAUAAGCGGAGGAAACGUUAUGCCCGACCCCUCAUUGAUCUCCAUAUGAAAAUAUAUUAUUAUGAGGGAAUGGAGUCCUGGAGUCCGAAGAAAAGCAGUGUUAGUGAUGUGCCAGAGGGAGCUAUUAUCAUACGGGAACAUACAGCAAUGAGUAACCUGUUUAGCUGCUUGUGGUUUAACGAGGUCAAUCUCUUCACACCAAGAGACCAAUUGAGUUUUGGCUAUGUUGUGUACAGAUUAGGAGGUGCAUUCAGGUUCUUUAUGUUUCCAAACUGCGAGUACAACUCACUUUUUGUGUUGCAUCCACACACCCGAGAGCAUUCAUCCAAAGUAGAGUGGGUAAAAAGUAUAAGCGAAUUUAAGGGGAACGGUAGCAGUAUGAAGGAGAGCAGAGGCGGGUUAGGCCUGUGGACUCCUUAUCCUGGGGAUCUCAGUUCAGUUGUACUGCCAAAAGUAGCAAGAACAUCAAAAGCAGGCUGAAGUUAAUCCUUUUGACACUUUUAACAUUAUUGAUCUCUUUUAUUAAUUAGCCCCUAAUACAUUAUUAGAGAAAGAAAACCAAUGCCUAGCCCAGUUCUGUACAUUAUCUGUGAAAGAAAAGGAAAUGUCGGGUGCUUAAUUUUUGUAUCCUGUAGGUUCUAGAAAUCUGAUUACCUUUUAAAAUCACUCUGAAAAAAGCCUGAACACCUUUUGAAAGAUUGUUUUGUUGUUCAUGGUUUGUGUCCUGCCAACUUCUUUUAAUAAACUUUUCCAUAUUAAAGACAUUAUUAUCAAGCAA